Messenger RNA from Styela clava, 984 nucleotides. RefSeq lists its product as uncharacterized. The record is from RefSeq and is a predicted model, not a curated record. Lineage: Eukaryota; Metazoa; Chordata; Ascidiacea; Stolidobranchia; Styelidae.
UCAUUUUCAUUUCGGUGAAAAAUACAGCGUUACAGACAUUGCCUGCAACGUCCUGUUGAUUUUCAAGAUGGAAAACAAUUUUGACUGUUUGAAUACUACUGCUGACCAGCAGGGAUUUGUGGAGGGGACGCGAAAACCGAAUGAUGGAGCGAAGACCAAUUUCUUGCUGAGGGAGAUUCUUCCAAAUAGGAUUUCGGCAAGUGAUCCACCCCGCAAGACAACUCAACGACGUUCGAGAAGUGUGGAUGUAGGAAGAAGAAAUCGAACUAUACUCGAACCCAGGCGUUCAAGGAGUGCGUGCAGCUUCGGCGUCACGGAAAUUGACGAAUGUGGAAAUGGCGAUAACAAAAUUCCCUCUCAGCCAAAAGUGGCCUCCAUUUCUUCGCAGCCAAAAUCGGCUUCCAUUCCCUCGCAGCCAAAAAUGACUUCCAUUUCCUUGCACCCAAAAUGGACUGAAACCAACAUGAACGAAAAAGAGGGUACGAAUGCUGGUAUUGUACCAAAUGUUUUCAUGACAACCUCCAGUCCAACGCUGGGGAAUACCAUCACUGAACCUGAGUAUCCCCAGUUCGCAACUCCCAAACUUUCGAAGUCAGCACCUUCAAUGCCUUCUAAAUCCAGCAAAUGGAAAUGGCCGCGUCGUCAGCGCAAAGUUCACCCAUCGCCUCAAACCGAUCCAUCACCUGGAACCGACAGCAGUGGAUCGAAGAAACGCAGCAACAAGAAGUCAUCAAAUGCCAAACGAUACUUUUUUCUUCCACUAGCACACUGGAGUAUGUUGGUGUGGAAACCACUUGCGGUGAUGACUUCACCGUUGAUUAACUUUAUGUAAAUUUUCAAAUUGAUUUAUUUAGAAAGCACUUAUUAUCACAUGUUAGUUUCAUAUUAUAUAUAUUAAGCAUUAGUUUCAUUAUUUUGGAAUUAGGAUUGCAUUUGUUCUGGGAUUAAAUGAUUGCCAUUUUAUUUUAUUUUUAGCCAUGAUAA